Messenger RNA from Porites lobata, 19385 nucleotides. The record is from the annotation of a GenBank genome assembly. NCBI's taxonomy places the organism in Eukaryota, Metazoa, Cnidaria, Anthozoa, Scleractinia, Poritidae.
AUGGUCUGGUUUGUAGGAACAAGACCAGGAAAAGUAAAAAUUGUUGAAGAGCCAGCUGUCUACAGAUCUGGAAUGUGAGUAUUACUACAACAGCUUAUCAGUUUUAUAAUUAAAUUAUUAUUUCUUUCAUGUAAAGUCUGUUAAUUUAUUGCAUUAUUACAUGCAAUAUGUAAUAAAUAAUUUGUUAUGUCCAUAGCAAAAAUAAUGCAGAUUUUAAAGCCCAUGUUAGUGGUACAUUCACAGUAAUAUAAGACAUUUCCUUUCAUCAUUCAAUAUCUUGUUUUGUAAAGCUAUUAGAGUAGGACGUCGAUAACUAAAACUCUGAAGGGAAACUAAAACCAGUUCAAGUUAGUAGAGGUUUGAGUUAUCGGGAUAGAUUGAAUUAUUCAAUUUGCCAUGUCAUGUUAAUAGUUACUGAUUUUUCAGCACUUCGGUGUAUAGUACAGUGGAAAUUUCACUUAUUUCAUCAGAAAUGGUAACAGUCAUUGUAAUGCAUUCUUAUGAUAUAACAGGAUCUGCUUGUUGCACCAAUUAAAACAAAUUGCUGGUAGUGUCAGUUUUAGUGUUUUUACCAAUUGUAUACCAAAAGAGUUGUUAGCGGCCUGGCAUCUAAGUGGGGUUAGUUAUACAAGAACCAGAAUUCAAGUUAUUGGGGUAAAUUUCAGUGAAAUUUUGAUCAUGGAAAGGAAAUUAAGUUCAAGUUAGAGGGGAAGUCAAGUUAUCCAAGUUUCGAGUUAACUGAGUAAAAAAAGUGAAAAGUGAGGUGAAAUCUAAAGGAAUUGAGACUUUUUUUUAAGUUGUCCAAGUUCAAGUUAUCGAGAUUCUACAGUACUUUACAGUAACUUAAAAAUUAUUAUUUGAUUUGCCAAAAAUGGGUCUUGUUCCAGCAAAAAUAAGUAUAAGGCAAUGUGUCUUGGGCCUACCAGUCACAAUGUGUGGUAUUUCAAGCUUUAUUAGCCUAAUUAAUUGUGCCUAAAUGCUAUUGAAAUGGGUUCUAGUGCCCAUUUAGAGGGUGUGUUGUUUUAAUAAACAAAAACUGUAAGUGUGAAUAGAUUAAGUCACAUACUCAUGUCAUGAUAUACCAACAGAAAAUAAGUGCUAAACUAACUACUUUGUUUAUUCUCUUAAGGAACAACUUUUAUCAGCCAGCAGGUAGCCCUACACAAAAUGAUAACAAGGUAAUAAUUAUUCAAAAAGCGACUGACUUAUUACUAAGUUGGUGACAUUUAUUGAAAAUAUAACUUGUCAACAAUGAUUUAUAAAUCAGACAAGUCUGUUUCAAUUACAUAAUUUCGGCAACUAAUUUUCCUUAUUGGCAUUAAUGUCUGGGCAUGCUCCCAAACCAUGAACAUCAAUACAUUUUUGCAGCUGCUAUUUUGCAGAGUCCUAUCAUGGGCUCCUUUCAUGACAAGACUCACAGAUCCAAUUCAACUCCGAUAGUUGAUUUCCAAGAUUUAAUAUAUGUGGUCGGAGUUACUAAGCCUGUAAGUGAUAUGUGUGACUACUGCAUUUGUACUGAAAAUAAAUCAAAACAUGACUUGAUGUCGCUGUAGAACUUCAAACAACCACAAAAUAGUCCACUCAACUCAAGCACACCCACUUCACCUGUCAAAAUGCAGGACAUAAGAAAAGAGGAAAAAUUCCUUUAGCUGGGCACUCUUAUCUGCUGACUCUCUCAAGGUCAUUAGGGAUAUUUAGAUGCCACGAUGGGGAUGGUGGCAAAAAACGUUGCUUACAAAGUGACUUUGCAUUCCUUGAAACAUCAGCAUGAUUAUUCCAACUCUCUCACUUCAUCAAACAUUGACAAGUUUCCUGGAGUUGAAUUCGUAAGAACCAUCUGCACAUUCAGAAAGAGAAAGAAAAAUUUGUGGUUGUUUAUUUCUGUUCUCCAUGAAAUCUGAAAUUUGCCAUGCAAUGAUGGCAAAAAAAUACACCAAAAAGUGAGAUGACAUGGAUGCCUACAAUUCUCUGAUUCCUUAUUUGGGCAAAUAAAUUUCUAUGCUUCUGAUCGAGGGCAAAAAAAAAUCAAGCAUGCUUCUUAACCGAUAAGGAGAAGUUAGACACUUCAGGGUUAUAAUAAUGUUUCUGGUUACAGAAUAGAAAAUCACUCUCAUGAUAAACUUGUCAAUGAAAUAAAAAUUAAUGAUCACUGACAGUGAUUACAUUUUAUUUAUUUACUUUUCUUUGUUAUUUGUAGCUUGUAGCCAGAGUGAAACCUAGUCCAGUUUCAGGUAAUUUAAGUAGUCUUUUGUUCUAAAAUGAUCAGAGUACACACUUCUGCAAUCUCCUUUAGAUGUUGCUUUUAAUGACCACCAACUAAUUUUCCAGUCCUUCACAUUUUCUUCAUAAAAUAGUUUUUGUAAUUUAUUAUUGGAACUGAAUUAAAGCCCCUUAAUAUUUCAAUAAUUAUUUCUCCUAAAAUGUGACAGCAGAACCCUGGUAAAUCUAACUUGGAUAACUUGAACUCACCUGCUAACUCAAUUUAAGUCCAUUUCCCUUAGAUUUGACCCCCGUUUAUCAGUCAUUUGUACUCUGUAAACUCAAACUCCGAUAACUCAAAUUCCCUGCUACAGUGUAACUAAAACUUAAUUUCUUUUCCGUUGAUCAAAACUUACCCUGAGAAGUCAAAUGCUUGCUCUUUUGACCCUCCCUGGAUGGGUUAAUAGGACAGUACGCAUCAUGCCUAAGUAAUUGGACAGUACGUGCUAUCACACACACUUAAAUGGCUUUUUUUUUUCACUGCUAGCAAAGUAAAUCUCGGAAUUUCUUGUGUUUUGAUUCAAAAAAAGAGCCUAAUAUAUCACAAAUUUUGUCAAAGUCAUGAUUAAUUGGUAACAGAACUUUGUGUCGUCCAAUUCGGUCUGUAAUCAUUCUCGUGAUUAAACAAAUCGGACUCCCGCUACGUGGUAGUCCAAUUUUGUUAAUCACUCGUAUGAUUACAGGCCGAAUUGGACUCCACUCAGUCCCUUUACCAUUACCUAUUGGCUUUUGUGCAAGAUUUUUUCCUUCUUGAAUUUACCAGUGUAUGUACAUAAAUCAUAAAAUGUAUAGUUUGACUCCUACAACUAACUCUUUUCUGAUGCAUGACUUUUUAUUACUGUACAGGUCCAACUCAUCUUCAAGUAUUAGCUGGAAAGUGUUUUUCCUUAAUACAUAAUGGGUAAUGAUUUUAUAUAAUGCACUUUCGUGAUUUUCAGAUACCCUGUACUUUGACAGUUUUUAUCUCAUUAUUUUAUGUUCUUUUCAGCUACAAGUAUGAGUUCUGUCCAUUCCAUAAUGUUACUCAAAGGGAACAAACUGCAAGGUGGAAUGCAUUUGCAGGGAUCUUAGGGUAAGAGAUGCAUGAAAGUACAUAAAACUGGAACCAGCGUUGUGUUCUAGCUACCUACCAAAAUGUCUUGGCUCUUGUUUGGCUCAAAAGCUUGUUUCCAUGUAUGAAAGAUUUACAAACAAUUACUCUUUGGAGAAAAUGACCUCUACUACCACACAGGUAGCGUGCAGACCAAUAAUAUUGCCUCUUUUUUCGUGCAAAGAGUGAUUUGUAGUAUUCAUUUCUUUGAUUAUAGAACCAAAAGAUCUUAACUUGUUUCCAGGUUUUCAUUGAUGGGUCAGACAACAUUUUAGUCACAAUUCACUCCAAAGUAAAUGCAAACUAACAAAAAUGUUUUGUUUCUUUUGGCCAGUGUGUGGAGAGAGUGGGUUAUCCUCAACAACACUUUUGAAGCCAUGCUUUUAGCAAAUGGUGAUAUGUGUCCAGGCAACAUACCACGACAAACCAAGGUACAGUCCAAAACUAUCAUGAUUCACCUUUUUAUAACCUUCACUAUCUCAAAACUGUUUAAUACAAAAUCUACAUUUGAACUUGUGUACAAUGUCAUUUUUAUGAAUAUGUCUGGGAUACUUCCCCCAAUCCAUAAAAAUUUGAUUGCAGUUGAACCUCCAUGUUCAACUACCUCCCAUAAGUGACUGAAACACCACAUUUUUCCUAGUAAAAGCCCUGUAGUUAGCUUGUCUCAUAACAGACCACAUGUAGUACAGAAUGACCACAGCCACUUUUUGUGGUGACAAUUUUAUAAUUUUCCAUUGUUUUUUUCUUACCUCCUUUAAGCAACCACUUGAUGCCUGGUGUGAUGUUUUUGUUCAGUGUAUGUACAUUUACUGGGCCACUUAUAGUAUACAAAGAACUUUCAGUGGCUGCGUGGAAUUACACAUGUCAUAACUUAGAAAUUGUAUGCAAUUAAUUCACUUCCAACAGUUAGAUUUGUCUGGACAGCCUCUUAGAGACCCCCAGUGGGUCGAUUCUGGAGAGCAAUCACAAAAUCUUUGCAUUUUGGUUACGGUAGAUUAGGACUGUAUUUCAAUACCUUCCAUAGUAAGUCUUUGAUAAAUUAAUAUUAUGUACAAUUUUUAGGCAUUUCUGAGAUGUGGAGAUGUUAACAAGGUUAUUUCAGUUGAAGAACCCGCUAUUUGCCAUUAUGAACUGAGAUUUGAGUCUCCUUUGGCAUGUCCUAUAGAUGCUUUCCUAGGUGAGUUUCAACGCCAAAAUAAGUACAAGUCAUGAAAUAUAAGAAGAAAAAUUGUGGCUGAGGUUACUGGAGGAGCUUUAUAGCUGUGCUGUACUUCUCACUGUUAACUGUUGCUGGCUCUUAAGAUUUUUCUGGGAAUGUUUUUUGAGGAGCUCCCUAGCAAAGGUUUGACUUUAUUUCUUUUUGCACUUUCGACUUGUUUUUUAGUCCUCAACUCAUUUUUAACAAAAGUGAACUAGGUUCAGGUUCAAUUUUUUUACACACUAUUUGUGUUACAGUUGAAAAAUUAAAGGUGACAGCACAGAUUUCGUAAUUAUUCAAAUAAAUAACAUAAAAUAAAACGCAGAUAAUGCUAUAUUCGACGUGUGUGGUGGCCAAAGUAACAUUUGCUUUCGUAUUAGCCACCUUCACAAACACUUUAAGUUUAACCAACAGAAGAAAACAGAUCCUAAGACUAACUAGCAUAUUAUUUAAGAUUGAGAUAAGUUAAAGAUACAGUGAAUACAUUGCUUUCACUAGUCAUAGCUCCUGAAGUGAGCGUAAGUGGAGUACCAAACCGUGUACAUUACAUUUUAUCCCUGUAAUGAAUUAAAAUCGAUAAUGUUUUUUAGUUUAUCCGGUCCUCAGCACAGAGGGACAGAAAGAAUGGGAGCAAAUAGAAGAAGCAUUAUACCGUCAAGAGCUGACGAUUCAAGGCUACAAUAAAUACAGAAGAAGACUCUUUCAGAUGGAAAAGUUGAUGCCUCAAGACACAGCGAGCAAAGAGGAGAAAGAAGAGAAAAAGAAAAAAGUGGCAGAAGAACCAGUUAGCAACCCACAAACAGAUAAAAAGAAUACAGGAAAUAAUCAUAAUUUCCGUUCUAAAGAAGAGUGUUCCAAGGUAACUUAACUAGACCGUAAAAAUAUGUAAGGCUUUGCCUGCAUUAAUUUUUCCACUGCACUGUGUUAAUUCAAUUCCUUUUUUUUUUUUUUACUUUUUACACAUUCCUUUGCUACUUACAUGUUCGUUGGAGACGACAUGACCCUGAGAUGGUCUAUCAAUUCUGUGUCUGUAUAGCUCUUCUGUUCUUGUUUCUGCUUUCGAGCUAUCACUUUCUUUUUCUACAAUAUUGUCCCUUCUUUUCUCUACCAAGAUACGGCAGCCAGCUUACUAGUAAUAGUAUGCCCCAAAUUUGCCGUUUUCUGAGUGAUUUCUCAUGAGCAUCCUCCGUUUUCUUUGCUUCACAAAAUCAUUAUGCUUAAGCAAACUCCCUUUUAUAACGAAUUAAAUGUUCACCUUAGUUGUGGCAAAAUGUAUUUUAUAAGUCUCUAAUAUAAUGAGGAUUCAGGUAGCCACGGAAUUAAAAAAGAGACCGAAUUAGCCAUUUCCUAAACGAAUUUUCAUCAGCCUUGUGCACAGGGCUUUCUAAUAUAACGAAUGGUAUUCAUUACCAUUUUUGUGGCAAUAUGUAUUGGACAAGACCCCGAUAUAGCAUAGCCCCCUCAUUACAAACACAUUUUGCCACUUCCGUCAGCGGCGAUUCAUUAUAGCGGAGUUCUUGUGCGCGCAGCGCAGCACCUUGGGUAAGAAAAUUAGGUUAUCUAUGCAUCCAAGAAAUUUUGGUUCUGACAAAAUCGUGUGCUGCGAGGACAAUUAUUUUCCAAAGGGAAAAUUUAAAUUAUUUAAUAGUUUGUUUCACUCAGUGUAAGUUGUUUUUCAAAAAGUUUGUUUUUAUUGCUGAUUUGUUUGCCGUGCGUUAUCUGUCGGUGGUAUGUAACGAAGCUAAAUGCAUGUGGCUUGGCUUGUUUACGUUCGUACGUAUUGCGUGCCUGUUGCAACUUUGAAUCAAAACAAGGGAACUCGAUUACUCUAUUUGGGCGCCGCCCAAAUUAAAGAACAUGAAAUGUUACAGUGGCGGUGAGAAGCUAGUGGCCACCAAGAUGAAAAUAAGCGGCAGAAACACAUGCAACCUUUCCUCCCUAAAACGUGUAACCAGGACGUUUCUGGAAGUUUCACGUUGCAGUCGUGCAAAACAAUGGCAAAGAAAUGUACAAAAACUUGUGUGUUUUGCUGUUCUCAUGGCCUUCACCAUUUAGCAUUAUAGAAUUUAAUUUAACUAUAAGUAUAUUAACGACAGCUUCGCUUUUAGCCCUGGGUAAAUCUAUAUUUUAUCAGUGUCCAAACUGUAGAUACCAAGUGCCAAAGAUUUGAACUAAAAAUUGAGGUUGUUGAAAUUAAACUUAUAUUACAGGAUUAAGAAAGGGCUAGUAGUAAUAGGUCCUAAUAUAGGAUGUAGCCAAUCAGGGAGCAGCAAAGACAAAAGGAUCUAUUGUUUAAGUUGUCCACGUGACCUAAUUUGCAGGUCAUUUGGUCACAUGACCCAUGGACCAACUGCACAUGCACAACCCCAGGUCCUGUGCAUGCGCAGACUCACAAAGUGGGACACGUGGUGAGAUAGACCUAGUGCGCAUGCACGGACACUCAAAAAAUACUUCCCAGUUCCCUAACAAGCGGCACGACCGGAAGUCAAUAAAAAACAUCGGAAAUCAGGUUGUUUUUGUUUAAUAUCACCUCGAUUGGUUGCCCUUUGUACAGUCGGGACAUGUGCAACCAUGCGAGCCAUGUCACGCCCUCCAUUAUUUACAAGUCCAGCAAGAGGUCCACCUCCUCUCCGAUCGUCUCAUAGCCAUAAGGAUAACUCGAUUUAGUGUUUGUAUUGAUCAGGCGUUUGUCGAAUCGAAAACUAGUCCAUAAUGCUUUACACGUGGAAUGACUUUGAUCCGGUUUUAUUCCAAAUCCCUUUGGAAGUAAUAAGGCAUGACCACGUCCAGCGUGUGACAAUGGUCCUGUGGAUUGUCCAAUUCUGCCAAGAUGUUUUUCAUGGUGUGAAAAUUAAGGACAGCCUAACCGCGAACAUUCAAGGUGAAUCUGCAGACAUUGCAGAUCACUUUUCUCUCCCUUGUCACGUAACCGUAGUUUUUGGCACCAGCUGAGACGAAUUCUGUGACAACGUCACCAUCGCGUUCAUCCGUCAUGUCCCCAAGAAAGUCGCCAGUGGCGAUGAAGGGUUGACCGGGGCGCCAUUUGUACACCACACUAUUGAUAUCAUAGUAAAGGACUUACUUACUUGGAGGGCAUCUAACGACUCGUAAAGUUUGAGCCGAGCAUGACAGGUCGUGAAUGCAGCAAUGACGAUAUUGGUCUUGGUGCCCUUGACGGCAUUGUCAUGCACACUAGUAUAGACAGCCUCCAAAGUAUUGUCGGUACACAAUCGGAGGGUACUGAUGUCGAGGGCGUACUCGGACAAUAAGCUGAACAAAUGAGAUGGAUCUUUGACGGUGACGGUGGUGGGUUUAUUGACACGUUGAGCAAAUUUGCCCCAGAAACUGCCAAACAAAAAGGAAUCAUGAGAAUGGGUAAAAUGAAAAAUAAAAAAACGGAACGGAUAUACCUGUUAAGCAUUAAAUUGGCUGUGGCCUUGCGACCUGGAUUUUUGGCAAACAAAUUGGCUACGAAGAUGCCAUUCUGCCUCGAAAUGAGCGUAGACAAACAGAGGGCGUGGCAUCUCCAUUCUACCUUCUCCAUCCUCCUCAGGUUCUUUUUCCUCCUCUACGACAGGUUGAAUGUAACACUUGUGGUCAUGGAUGGAGACCCAGUCAUCACACACGGGACAUUUGGCAUAUUCGCACCUAUGACGUUGGCCUUUGACGACGGUGUACUGGGCCUGGCAGUGGAGACAUGUUUUCAUCGUUUGGCACAGUUUGGUGACAAAAUGAUGUUGUUUGCAUUGGACACCAUAAAAGUUGUUGUGACAAUGCGUACAAUAAUCGGAGGGUCGAGUGCCACGAACAUAAUCUGAACAGUCAAAGCGCCCACAAGCACGACAGUGGUUAUCUUGACGCGAAUGGUGGGUUCCAUCGUUAGUGUUGAAGCCCUUUUCGCAAUCCAGCAAUAAUACGAAUGAUUCACGAAAGCAGGAAACAACAUGCAACCAUCAAAAUGAUGGUUGGAUUUGAGUAAACAAAUCUGGUGCAGUGCUGUGGAACCCUUGAAGAUCAAAAAGAAAGUUUUCAUACGGGCCAUCACCAACAAUUGAUAUUGAGGGCCCAAAGCAUGUUGAAAUUGUUGGAGCUCCUCUAAUCCAAGUCCUCCAAGUCCUCCUCUAACCCAAGUCAAUCCCUGCUUGGUGAUGCAGUUCCUGGGCUUGCCGUUGUUGCACCGAAUACCCACGCUUUAAAUUUUCCCAUUGGCCAUGACCUGCACUUCCUUCCCCUUUGUGACAAUGCACUCGCAUGGAGACGAUGGCGCGAGCACAGCCUAAUGCAUGUCUGUUUUUGAUGGUGAUGAUGCAUCUUUUUUUCUUGUUUUCUCUGUCCAGACACCGACGUCCAGGGUUGUAUUUGUUACCUCGACCUGGACCCAGACCUGGCAUGGACACAAACACCACAUCCGCUUGGAAACCGCAUUCGGGGUUGAAGGACUCAUUGCUGUUUAACUUGCUUGCCAACUUGGCCAACAUCUCAUCCAAUCGAGCAGUCCGUUGCAAGAACUCAUCCAUGGCGAAAUUACCUGUUUGGUAGGCAUGCAUGAAACCAUGAGCGGUGAGAGCGAAAUUGACAAAAUGAUGAGCAGGUCGCUGCUGUCGAUGUACUUCAGCCUCGAUGGCAUUAUGCAAGGUUUCAGUCAAGGCUAGCCCAAUAUUAUCCCCAUCCACAGGAUUCCUCAAUUAGGGCAGCUGAGCAUUGAAUUACGCCCGCUCCAAGACAUUGUGCCAGCGGCAUCUUCUCCCAAUAGGUUGCAUAUUGAAUUGAAAGAGUGGACCAUGGGUAGAGCCACUACCCAGCUGCUCCCACCGGUCAAAGGCUCUGUCCAAAAUGGCGUCCUCUCCUUCUUCUUUAUUGCUGAAGUGAUAAAACAUGUCGUCCACAUUAGGAACACAGUUUGUCAUAGUUGGUGAAACAUGCACUGACCGCGGAGGUGAUUUGAAUUAUUCCGCACAAGGGGAUGGCUUUUAUAGAACAAAACAGGUGAUAUCACAUGAUCUGGGAUGGGUGGAAGCAAAUCAGGUGAUCGUCAGGAGCAACAUCAUGAUCAGAGAUUGGUGGAAAAGGAAUCAGGUGAUGCAUCGUGAUCAAGGCUUGGUGGAAAACGAAUUCUCAGGUGAGGGGUUUGAUCGUCAGGAGGAACAUCAGGGGUGGACCCCUAUGGGUACCAGAUUUCCUCCACCCGUGCCAUCCCUGGACCGAGGGCUAUGAUUGUCGGACAAGACGAUAGCUAUAGAUAAACCUCCUUGACACUAACCAGUUUCGUCAUGCCUAACCAAGAUCCUGAAACCGUGAAACAAUGGUAUGUGAAGAAUAGAGAGGCCAUUUUGAAACGAAAACAACAACAUCCAGCAGCAAAGAAGAAACAACAACAGCCGCGACCGAAACGCCCACCGUCCCCCAAGCAGACAGUGAGAAGAAAAGAACUUAACAGACAGGCGUGCAAUCGAUACCGAGACAGCCAUCAUGAAAAGGUGAGAGCGAUCAAUCGCACUUAUUACCACAGCAACAGGGAGAGGAUUGUGUGACAACAACGUGAAUGUGGAGCCAAGGCCAAGAACCCUUUUCGAAAAUUACGUGCUUUGGCCCAAGUGUGUACCGAGCAGUUGAGGUCUCUCUACCAUGUACCAACAAGCCAAAAAAUUGGACAAUACAGGGUGAGGAAGAAAACAGCUGUGGACGGGAUGGUGGACAUGAAGGCCAUCAACAGACAGCGAUAUCGGGAAAAGAUAGCCCAACUCAAGGCGGAGGGAGAAUACGAAACAUUCAAGAAACACAAAGCGACCGUGGGAGAGCGACGCUAUCACAAUAUGUCAGACGACCAACGGGCCGAAGUGUGCCAGAAAAAUCCUCUGUGUCAAAAAACCUAGAAAGAAAAAAUGGUGCGAGAGGGGACGUUUGAAGAGUACCGGAGAUGGCUGAAUGUGCGACAUUGAGAAAAAGCCACCGAGAAAAAACGAGCCAUGGGAGCCGAGGGGUGCAAAGACUCAGCGUGGACGCUAUGCUGAUUGUGUGAAGGCGGCCAAACGGAACCAUUGGAGCUGGUUAGACAACCAUCUGGCACGUCCCUUUCCCUUACCAUGGCAACUUCUUGAGUGGAUGGAACAAGAGAAUGAGGAGGAGGAGGACACUGUGCAGGCGAUUUGCAUGAACUCUUUGGAUCAGAUGGACCAUUACUUGUAACGAAACCAAAUAAAAUGAAUCGUGUGUAUAUAAUAACGUCUCUUUCAUUACUCGUUUUAAAAAAUGGGGGAACUUAAUACAAUCUUACAUGCCCAACUUGAGUUUAGCUUUCAUAACAUUUUUGACGAUACGUUCCAUCAGGGUUUUACAGCCUGGUAGUUUAUCGAUCUUGGCAAUCAUCUUGCGAUCGGCAGCCCAUUUAUCCUUCAAGUCCUUGGCUUUGCCAUAGUCGGUGUCAUGGGCUUUGGCAAUCCUGUCCAACCAGUUGCGUUUCAAGCUGCGUUUGACUUGCUCCCCUCAUUUAGUCCUCUUUGUAUAUCUUGGAGUCCCGCCUGGGCUUGCUGGACGAUGAGAGGAGCCGCUAUUUGAUCAACUCUUUGGCCAAUCCUUUUCCCUCCUGGGACGUGACCACGUGCGUGUGUUCGCGUGUUAAACUCCUCCUCGCAUAGUGCUGUUGUUCUGUGUGUAUGUUCUCUACCCGGGGGUGUGUGGCAUUUUUAUAGCUGUUUGAGUCCAAUGGUUACGAUGGUUUUGCCAGGAGGUAGGAUGGCCAGGGGUCCGUUGGGCGUGGCAAUCUCCACUUCGAUGAUAUCCAGUUGAUUCCCUCGAACAUUGGUGAUGCAGGGAUUCCACUGUACUUCGUCCAUCGCCUGUUCUUGAUAACUGCACUUCGCACAAGAGGGGAACUUUGCCACUCCCCACCACCGAAGAUUCCACCACAUCGGAAUACACUAUCGCCAUACAUUGCCUGACACCCACGAUCUUUUUGAAGGAGGCAUUGAGGUUGUUAAAACGCCAUUCCACUUAGAGCGACAGUUGCAAUCGGUUAUUUUCCACUUUGAAUAACUUAUUCAUCACGCUUGUCGUCAGAUUGAUGGGUUAAAUCCCCACAUAAGGUUCUCCAUUCCAAUUACAGGUUGAUCGCAUCGAGGAGUCGGCAGGUUCUGUCGAGUCCAUGUAGGUGAUGUCGGGGAGGGUGAAUUGUAAAUUGGGUCCCAACCAGUGUUUUGACAACGAACCCAAACUUUUCGGCCACAGAAAAGUCAAUGGCAAAGGAGGCCAGAGCUGUCGUUUUGGCUGAGUUCAUCAGUUCCACUUUGUGUAUAGCAUGCAAUAUCAAAGCAUCUUCUUUCAACCCAAGGUUGGCAUCCUUUUUUUUUUUGACACCGACAAUGGGAAUCUCAUCUCGAUCACUCAACAUGUCUUCUUGUUCUUUGGUUAGUGUGAUCAUGACUUUGUUGUGUACCGCUUGCAUCACCCGUUGCCAAAACAUGAGGCCAGAGGUCACAAAGAGAUCCGCAUUCAUCACAUCCUCUAACUCCACAGCAUAUUCUUUUCGCUUGAAUUCUAUCAGUCGAUAAGUCCCUAACACAUUUUUCAAACGCCCAUACACAGACCCAAUCGGACCACUUUGGUAUAAGGAUCACGGGCGAUCACACCACUGCUCUGUCCUUCAUCGGGCACGGUCAUGGACAACAACGAGGCAUGCCAUUGAUCGCCCGGCAAGGUGAGACAUUCAGACAGUCAUACCUUGAAACUGUUGUUGGCAUUUUGGGGAAACUUGUUGGUUGGAUCGCUGAUCGGUGUCAAUCAUUGGAUGUCACUCAUGAUGAUGAUGAUCUCCUGAGGGUUCACAGUCCUGUUAUAGCCACUGGGCCACUUUGUAUUUGGUGGCAGGGAAGCGACUCACCAACGACUUGUAGGUCAAUUGUUUGGGAUGAAAACACACUUGCUGAGCAAUGUCGGGAAAGGCCCGUGCCAGUUCCUUCAGGGUCAAGCGGGUUUUUUGUUUUCUGGGUUUUUUCUUUUGCAUCGGCAGUCGCUGACUUGUGCAUUGGCAUUGUUUUCUUUGCCGGGCUCUUUCUUCGCCCUGAUGAAAGGCAUUGGCGUACUCCCAUUGUUCCUUGGUGAGACUGGCUAAUUUUUCCCACCACUGCAAUUUUCUACGCGGGGUGUUUUGUUUUCGUCGGACCAUGACGUUGGGCUGGAAUCCAACUAUCGUACUUGGACGGCCACCCUUUCCACCGCACUAAAACGUUCCGUCCUUUUCGUUUUAAGACUUUUUCCACACGAAAUAAUGAGUUGUCCGACACUUGCACUUUCUGUACAUCGGGUUCGUAAAACGUGCGUUUUAUAGGCGUUUCGUCCCAUUUACUGAGUCGAUACGUGACCACUGAAUGACAACGAACGUGCAUGACCACAAACUGUCCACCCCGGUAAUUAGCCUUUUGUGAAUGGACGAUGUUUCUUGUUGAGUUGCACGCGAUCCCCGACUUGACAUUUGAGGGGUGGGGUCUUUUGGUCCAAGCGCUGGCCGUAGAGUUUGUCCCAGACCUCGGGCGCUGUCUGCUAUUGCUCGUCUUAGUCAAACACCAGGGUGGGUGUGGUAGGGAAGCGAUUACCGUCGGGGUUUAUGUAACGUAUAACUGAGCAUGGAUUAGAGAAUACGUUGCGCUUGAGGGGUUUUCAGUUGGUGGGUGUUAGCAAAAGGCUCUACCCCACCCAACACCCCUCGUUCAUGAGGAUCCUCGUAAGUGAGUGGCAACGACAUUGACAUACUGACACAAGAUAGUUUGAUGUCUUUUUCUUCAAUAUUUUUUUCAUAGAGACAUUUUGUUCAAAACAAUGUUCCACUACGGUACUUUUUAUGAAAAUGGUGCCUCUGGUUUCUCUGGGCUUCAGCCGAUUCAGCAAACUGGUUCAACCAUCUUUGCUGGGACACGAAAGGUGUGGACAAUUCUCCUGUCUUCCACAUGGGAGUCAAGCCAGCGUUGUCUCAUGAGGGGACAGGUUCUUUGACCCAUCUUCUCGGGAGGGGUUGUGCUUGGUCUCUGGGACGCCACAAAGGACCAUUGAAAAUAGCCACAGGGUUGUUGCCCUGAGAAAUACUCGCCACCGCUAAAGAAGACUUUAAUCUUGGAGGUGUGAUUCAACGUCAUCUUGGGGGUCCAUUCGCAUUUGCACUUCAGCGAACCUUGUUGCAAUUUGGCCCGCACUUGGGGACGGGUGUCUUCUUUCAGUUUUUGCAACUUCGAACAAAUACACGGGACAACUCUCUUGCGGACACUUGUACCUCAAACUUGCAAAUUCAGUCUGGGGGUUGAGACAAUAGAUGAAGUGGUGGGGGUGAAACGGGCAAGCUUGGUACAACAUGUCGUUCAUUUUAGCAUCCAUCUCGUUCAGCUCAUACUCUUCCCAUUCACCCACGUCUGUGGCAGGAUCAGGUUGCCACGUACCUUCAUCCACACAUUCUUCAUGGUAGUCCUUUAAGGUAUGAUUCAUCAACUCGUUUAGUGAUUGGGGUGGUGGUACUGGUGCUUCUUCAGCUUAGGGUAGAACACUCAGGGCAACAAUCAGUUCACUGCUGGGUGUUUCUGUGGCUUUUGCCUCUAGUUCUUUUGCUUUUUGUUCAUCAUUCUUCUUAGCAGUGGCUCGACAUCGUUUGCAUCCAGUAGGCAGGACAGCUGGUUGUGUGGCUUGACGCUCCAUGUCAAUUCACCCCACCAAAUGAACCUAACCUCGACAACACCUUUUCUUAUACACCCAUGACCUGUUCAUCAAUCUGUCCUGUGAUAAUGAUGUGAUGUUUUUCCACCAAUCCCGAACCAAUCCAUCAGUCUCGUGAUAAUGGUGUGAUAUUUUUUCCCACCAAUCCCGUAUCAUUCCAUCAUGUUAUAAAAAGGAUGGAUUCAUUGCUUUUCUUGCCAGUUCAUUCCAUCUCCGUUCCACUGUAAGUCGUAUAUCAUGUCUUUGCACAAAGUGGGUCUCUUGGCUUAUAGUCAGGGGUUUGUUUUAUCCCUUGAUGAGUAUAUCUCUUGGGAACUUGGUUUCUGGGAUUGGACGGGGCACCAUCACGUAUUGUUCAAAUACACUUAACCACCCGGUAUGGCGUACGCCACUUUAUCAGAGGAUGUCAAGGCCCGAGUGGAUAGUCAGACCAACACUGUCCAUGGCUUACCUUUUGAACCCUUCUUUUUUGAUCACAACCAUCAUGAAUUUCAUCCCUACCUUCAGCUGAGGGAUGAUGUCACCCACUGGUGUCAACAGCAUCUCACCCUAGAACGAUGGCACGUGGGUGUCUUCACCAUGAAUGGUCUCUAUCGAUUUUUCGAAAAUUCCCAGUCCAUGGUGGUCCGGAAGGACAGGGAUGUAGGGAGUUAUCGACGCUUCCCAUAGCCACUAUCAAUGUUAUGGCUACCAACGAUCAUGGUCAAAAUUGGUGUCACGAUCAUAUCCACGGUGAAUGCAAUAGCGAUAUAUGGCAUGAUUGUUGUGCUAGAGUAUGCGCCUGUCAAAUGAUGGUUGCGUCGACAGUCUCACGUGUUCCGUCUCUGUCCUAAGUCAAUGCCCAGCAGGUGCUUUAGCAAAAACGUUGCGAUCGUCUCUUGGAUGGGUUGUUAUGCAACCAUCGCAUUGAUAGCAAAGACGAUGCUUUUGCCCAAGGAAAAGGCGUGGAUUGGAUUCUCGAUAAUUGUGAUCAAUGCAAAACAGUCUGACGUAUAUUUGAACAAACCGUCACCUACCGGGAAUGGCAGGGACCCCUCAUGUAUGCCAAUGAUGAGCCGCAAACCAUGUGGGCUUGGAAUGCCCUUUCCAAUGAUCAUCAUUAAUUCAGACUUUUUUUAAUUUCAGACUAUGCCGCUAACCAUUUAUACGGGUGGCGCCAAAGGCGUGGAUACGCAUGUGGAACAUUUAUGUCACAAGUAUUGUCAUCAAUGCAUGGUGUUGAUCCCACCCUGUCACCCUCGUGCACGGUCCAUCACACCCAUAUCCAGGGCAGCAUUGGAUGCCGCCACACCCACCGUCACCCAGGUGGCUUUUCGAUUGGGUCGCUCUGUUAGCAAUCCCAUCACCCUACAGUAUUUACAGCAUAAUUAUCACAUGGUCAAGGAUGCUUCCUUCGUACUGGCUUUGGGGUAUUUUGAUGAUGCACGCAAGCAUGUCUUAGGCGGUACGGGUGGGAGUGUGGCCAUGGCUCAGAUAUUAGGCAAACCCCUGUAUGUCUUUGAUUUGGAUAUGGAACAGUGAUAUUGGUGGAAUCCCACUUUACAAGACUAUCUACCCUGUGGGGGUAUGACCGAGCUAUAGGUGUGCCUUCCUGAGUUACAGGAUAAGACGGCUAUUGUAGGAACACAAGAAGAAGUAUCCGUUGUCUAUCCCACUUUGGACGUUUUAUUCAAAUGAACAUGACAAAUGAAAAAACAUAAGCAAUCAUUGUAACAAGUUUAAUAAACAAGCUCAAUGGAUAACAUUCACGUGUACAGUGAUUUGUUCCAUCACUGACAUGACAUUAAAUAUCUUGUCCAAACGUGUCAUUACUUUCUCUAAUGUGUCGUAACGACGUGAGCGUCGCCCAAUCAUAACCAGUUGCAUGCCCACUGCUAAUUCUGUCAAUUUGGAUUUGGACUGUUCGAUCGAAAAGGCAAUGCCUUCAUUCAUCAGCUUGUCGAGGUUGAUGGGCUCAUGGCACCUUUCCACCAUCAUGUCAAUCUGUAUAAACAUAAACAAAAUGAGAAUAAAUUCAGUGGACCAUUUGAUGAAAAAGCAGUACAUUAGUAUCACUCACGGACAAUCGGUGGUCCAAGAGUCAAUGGCAGUGAUGACAAUAGCUUGUCCUGCGAUACCGGUUGCGCCUCACCACUUGAUUUCAUUGCCGGUCAUCGCCAAGUAUAUGCUGCCAUCCUGUCAUGGUGCAUUUCGGUAACAGACAGAUCUCACGCAUCACAUCCCACCACUUGUCAUGGUGACAAAGCAUUCCGCGAAAAACAGCAUAGAUGGUUGCCAAUCGAAGUGCAAUGGCGCAUCAAACGGCUUGUCUUUCACAUCAAUCAAUCUUCGGUAUUUCGUGUCGACGAGCAAGCAAUGAAUGUGAGGCAAUGAGUCACUCCUUUUUUGUAGCUGACCUCACGUGAUGGAGUAAUGUCAUCACCGGGUCUGGGAUUGGUGGAAAAAAAUCACGCCACCAUCACACCAUCGGUUAGAAAAGAAAACUUGAAUAAAACGUGUACCCAUGUGGGGUACCCCCUAUAAUUUCCUUUCGUCGUGUGAUUUGUUUCCCCAAUCAGAUAUACGGCUCAUCUUCCCAAAACACUGCACCAUCAUUCUUUCACUCAUACUUCACUGUCCAUCCAUGCAAACUUUGGAGCAACUCGUUUUAUUAACCGUGCCCUUUCUCAUCUUGUUGGACUUGCUCAAACAAGUUUGGCAUCUGCCUCUGAAGCUUCCCUUUUGGGAGACCCUCCUACGACGAUGUAGCACCCAAACAUUGACCAGUCUGUCCAAAACACUACCCUGAGAUGAUCCCGUGGCCAGAGCGCUGGAUUUUGAAGUCCAUCGUCGAAAAAUGGCCGGUAAGUUUAUGUCCCUUCCUCUUGUGGGUUGGCCUCUUCAUUCCUUUAUUACCCUUUUCUCGUUUUUAUUCCUCAUAGUAAUACUCUCCGAUUUGGAUUUUCGCUGAAAAGUCCUUUGGCCCACUAGUCUUGGCCUUUGUUCUCGUCGCUGUAGAUUAAAUUGGGCAGCACGAUUUUGGGUCCAAGAUUGUUAGUGUUAUUCACCACUCUCCUGGACCAAGCAGUCUGUCAUAUUUACAAAUGGGCUCAACAUUCGAGGCGUUCUCUGCAAUCAUUGUGAUCAUAUAAUGGAUUCGAGAUCUUUAGAGGAUGUUAUUCACAAGCGUAAUCCACCUUCUUUAACAGAAGAUGAUGUAAUCGAUUUUCCUCGUCAUUCCGAUCCCGAUCACGACGGGUGGAAUGAUGGGGUGAUACGCAUGAGAUUCCGUAUCAGUUCCUAUGUUCGGUCUGUUCUCUCCCUUCCCGAGCCUGAUUUGAGUGUUUUGGAUUUGUUCUUGGUACUUUCUACAUUCUCCGCACUAACAGGGUUCAUGGACAUUGGUUGGGAAACCUGCAACUGCUUUGCACACGAUGUUAUUUAAAUAUUCGUCUCGUAUCCAAGUUAACUACCUCUUGUUUUGGUGUGAUUUAUUAAUUGACUUGGGCUAUGAACGAACGUGAUCGCCCAGUUUUUUUUUCUCCUUAGAUUGUCAUUUCGUGCUACAAACAAUUUUCCUUCCUUCCCUUCAUCAGGGACUCACCAUUGAUGGGAACAAACAUAUUUCGUCAAAGAAACAUGACCGGCAAAUUAUUUUUGGUUUGCAAAUCGUGCUGGAUACAUGUACGACACAUCUCCAUGAUCUGUGAACCCUGUGACUUUUUCGACAGCAUCGGUUUCGAAUUAGAUAUAUUAUAAUGUUGUUUUAUUCAUAGACAGUCUUUGGAUAAUGAGACAUAAUGAUCAUUCGAGGAUGGCCAGUCGAGGGAAAGCUCGCAAUUGUUAGUCAUCAAGGAAUGUCAAUCCUGUUGUCAAAGUUCUUUAAAUAAGUUGUAAAAUAAAGCAUUUUUUUUCUUCUCAGUCAUUGGUUAAUGAGCACGGCAAAGAUUCGUCGUGGACAACCUAUCAGGGGAAGGCUUUUCCAUUAUAUUAGAACACAUGCAAAAUUGAGAGCGCGCCGUCACCAGGACGUCGCACAUUUCCCGUUUGUACCUAGGGUAUUGUCUCGAGAACGAAUUAAACCAAAAACAUAAUUUUGUUCUCAACACGGUGUGCUUUUUUUGACUCCCGGUGGCACUGCGUUGUCACUUCCGGUGACGUCAUAUAUCAUCCAUCGAGUGCGGGGGAUCUGGGAGCAGUUUUGGGGGCGUCUGCAUCCAUUCGAGGUUAUAUUCAACAAAAACAACUUGAUUUCCAGUGUCUUUUAUUGCCUUCCAGUGAUACUGCUACAAAUGCGAGGAGUCUGGGGAGCAUUAUUGAGUGUCCGUGCAUGCGCAUUGGCUUUAUGGGGUCAUGUGUCCCAAUGAAUGCAAGGGACCUGGUGAGCAGUUUGGGUGUUUGCACAUGCUCCUAGGAACCCGUUUAAGUGACUGCGCAGGACCUGGGAGCAGUUUGGGGGUUUGUGCAUGCGCAGUCGGUCCAUGGGUCAUGUGACCAAAUGACGUCAAAACAUGCAAAUUAGGUCAGGUGGCCAACUUAAACAAUAGAUCCUAUUGUCUUUGCUGCUCUGUGAUUGGCUACAUCCUAUAUUAGAAUCUAUUACUACUAGCGCGGUAAUCAAGUGAAUGAGGUUUCCCUUGUUGAGUGUAAGUUCAGUUGAUAAAAACCUUGGAACAGAAACCCAAAACUAUUUUAUGGUACGUCAUUUCCCUCAGCCAAUUCUCUUUUCUUGCUGUGUUGAUUUCUUCCCAGGCUUAUGAUGAUCUUUUGGCUGAGGUUCAAAGACUGAGAAGGCAGUCGAACAUCAGCAAUGACUCAAACGGCAGACACACAACUAAGUUACCGCCAGCUCCAUCAAACAACAUUCUUCAGAGUCCUACAAAUGACACACAGCUAUUAACAAAACUUUCGUCAAAUAAAGAUGGUCUGAAGAAUUUAAAUGAACAUAUAAAUAAUUCAGUGACAAGUUUUAAAGGUGACCUAGGUUAUAGAAGGACUCCGCAUAAUGAAUCAUCACAAGUUGGCAGACAGGAAAAGGUACUCUUGUCAGAGGGGAACAACAUGAAAGGAGAUCCAGGAGUGUUAAUGAAUAAAAAAGAAAAGUCAAGUGAUAUUAAGCAGACGAAACCUUUACGGAAGAAAUUAAUCAAGGCAGGAGAAUUCUGA